Molecule: messenger RNA, 1140 nt
Organism: Malassezia sympodialis ATCC 42132
Lineage: Eukaryota; Fungi; Basidiomycota; Malasseziomycetes; Malasseziales; Malasseziaceae
Product: putative cystathionine beta-lyase
Biological process (GO): transsulfuration
Cellular component (GO): cytoplasm
Molecular function (GO): carbon-sulfur lyase activity; pyridoxal phosphate binding
Source: RefSeq, a predicted model, not a curated record
AUGUCGUAUCUACCCCCACCCCAGCUCCAAACACUAGCGAUCCAUGCAGACCAACCGGACCACAAUGAAGUUGAAUCUUAUCCGGCAGCUCCUCCUAUAUCUAUGAGCACCACGUUUCGACAUCCCCAUCCUGAUAGCGAACUGGCCAAGAACGGCAUUAGUAUGGAGGAGCGGCCUGAGAAUCCUGCCAUUCACGUAUACUCCCGUUACACACAAGAAACGCGCCUUCGUGCAGAAUCAGUCAUCAACAAGAUGGUAGGUGGGCAUGCACUUUUGUAUUCAUCUGGCCUUUCAGCUGCUGCGUCGGCAUUAGAUUUCUAUAUGCCGUCGACGAUCGCGAUUCGCCGCGGGUACUUCGGUGUGCAUGCUGUGAUUCACAAAUAUUGUGCAGGAAGAAACGUCAAAGUCAUAGAUCUGGAUGAUGAUUAUCCCGUUUCGGAUGGGGCGCCAGCGACUGGUGACUCGGAUCGACGCCACGGAGCAACAUUGGUUUGGGUAGAAACCCCUCUAAAUCCAACGGGUGAGGCCAGAGACAUGGAACAUUAUGCAAGACGUGCUCAUGAAGCCAAUGGCUACAUGGUUGUUGAUGCCACUCUCGCACCACCCCCUCUUCAGGAUCCCUUUCGGCACGGUGUAGAUAUGAUCAUGCAUUCUGGCACGAAAUACUUUGGCGGCCACUCUGAUCUUCUUAUGGGUGUUCUAGCAGUGCAAAGCUACAAAAAUUUUAAGCAUCUCUGGGAAGAACGUUCUGAGAAUGGUCGUGUGCCUGGUAAUCUCGAGACUUACCUGCUUCUUCGCUCUCUUCGAACGAUGCCCCUUCGCGUCCUGCGACAGAGCGAGACUGCCACAAAGCUAGUCAAGUUUUUGUACAGUCUCACAGAAGGCCAAAAGUCGGACGCGAAUGUACCAGUUGAGAUUGCACACGGGCGCGUUAUCAAACAGGUGUGGCACUCAUCGCUCCAGCCUCGAGUAACGCUGGAUGAGGAACUCGAAGAUACGGUGAGGGAAAAUCAUGACUUUGAUCCUUCUUCUCAGCUUCCUCUUGGUGGCUCGCCUACUUUUGGAAUACUUGUUUCCAAUGAAACGUAUGCCAAGUAUCUUUCACACUACUUGUCUUACUUUAUUGUACGUUUCUAUUGA